This is a messenger RNA of Chaetura pelagica (chimney swift), 7953 nucleotides long. It is a transcript of the gene PDZD2, whose product is annotated as PDZ domain containing 2. Lineage: Eukaryota; Metazoa; Chordata; Aves; Apodiformes; Apodidae. Gene Ontology annotation, molecular function: cytokine activity. The transcript has 24 exons. Bases 1 to 7953 code for a protein of 2650 amino acids. The record is from RefSeq and is a predicted model, not a curated record.
AUGCCCAUCACGCAGGACAACGCAGGGGUCUUCCUCCCCCUCCUGUGCCAGUGGCUGCAGAACAGCCGUCGGGAGGGGGAUGAGGGUGCCGAGCAGCAGCUCUGCCGCUCAGCUGUCCAGAAGCUGAGUGAGUACAUCCAGCUCAACUUUUCUGUGGACGAGAGCAAACUGCAGCCAGGGAGCUGCGGGACUUUGGAUAUGGAGAUCUGCACCAUGUAUCUGGCCCAGGAGAUGAGAAAAACUGAGGUUCUGGGGUUGAGCUUUGGGAACAUCCCAGCUCUGGGGGAGUAUGGGGAGAAGCGUCGGGGAGGGAAGAAGAGGAAGGGGCAUAAAGGGCCAGUGCUCGACGUUGGGUGCAUCUGGGUGACAGACUUGAAGAAAAACAGCCCGGCCGGGAAGUGCGGGAGAGUGCGGCUGAAAGACGAGAUCCUCUCCUUGAACGGGCAGUUGAUGGUCGGUGUGGAUGUCACUGGUGCCAGUUACCUGGCCGAGCAGUGCUGGAAUGGCGGCUUCGUCUACCUGAUCAUGUUGCGCCGCAUCAAGCGCAAAGCCCCUCUUCCUCCCUCCAACGGCAACAACAGCAACAGCUGCGACCCCAAAGCCAAACCCAGCCCCGAGCCCGGCGACAGACCCGCUCAAAAUGGGAAAAGGACCAGGAAGUUUGGGGUCAUCACCAGAACACCAGGCAGCAAGGACAACAAAGAAAAGCUGGGCUCAGAGCAUGGGAACGGGCACUGCACUCCGAUGGAGGUGGAGGUUGCGCAACCAGAGACCUCCGGAGCAGAAAGCAACGGGGAAGAGCAGCUUCAGAGCACAGGGGGACAGCUGUUGGAUGGCAGCAUGCCGGACGUUGGCGACCAGUCUGCCCAGCGGGAAGGUUGCCGCAUAUGGAGGAUGCACAUCCUGAAGGGGACGGACGGGCUGGGAAUCCAGAUAACAGGAGGCAGAGGGUCGAAGAGGUCCCCUCACAGCAUCAUCGUCACCCGCGUGGAGGAGGGUGGCUCCGCACACAGGGACGGCAGGCUGACAGCGGGUGACGAGCUCCUCAUGAUCAACGGGCAGUCGCUGGUUGGGCUCUCCCACCAGGACGCCGUGGCCCUCCUUCGCUCAGCCGCUGGCCUGGUGCAGCUGGUGGUUGCUAGCAAGGAAUCUGCUGAAGGGGAUUUUCUGGAGUACCCAUCUACCAGUUUGCCAGACUUGCUUAGCAGUUGCUCAGUCCAGGACUCUGUCUCUUGCACUGACAAUAAGGAAAAUGAAGAGCCAGAAGAAGAAGAUGUGAAGGGAGUGAACAUGUCUCCUGAAACACUGGUUGCUAUGAUGGAAACUGAGAAGUCUCAAGAUCCAGUUUGUACAGAAGUGUCCAAAGGAAACAACCAGAGUCCAACUCUAGGAAGUGGCAUACUGAAAUACAGAAGUCGAUCCCAAGGUGCUGGAUCCCGUUUGGAGUCCGUGGGAGAAGAUGACGAGCUGACGGUGGAAAAUGGUGAAUCGAAUUACGAAAUAGCAGUGAAAUAUUCCCGGGGUGGAAGAAAGCACUCUCUGCCCCAGCAACUGGAGUCAGCAGGAGCCAGGCAGGACUACCACAUUGUGAAGAAGUCUACACGUUCCUUCAGUGCUGCCCAAGUGGAAUCUCCAUGGAGACUGACCCAGCCGUCCAUCAUUUCCAACAUCGUCCUGAUGAAAGGGCAGGGCAAGGGUCUUGGAUUCAGCAUAGUGGGAGGUCAGGAUUCUGCUCGUGGACGCAUGGGGAUUUUCGUGAAGACUAUAUUCCCAAAUGGAGCAGCAGCUGCUGAUGGAAGGCUUAAAGAAGGGGAUGAAAUCCUAGAAGUUAAUGGAGAGUCUCUGCAAGGACUGACCCAUCAGGAGGCCAUUCAGAGGUUUAAGCAACUCAAGAAAGGUGUGGUGACCCUGACGGUGCGCACGCGGCUGCGCAGCCCCAGCCUGACGCCCUGCGCCACUCCCACCUUGCUGAGCCGCUCCAGCUCCCCCAGCUCCAGCGCUGGAAUGCCGGGCCCUGGCCCCGAGGAGCCUGAGGGUUCCUCCUCCAGCCGCAAAGGACCCGGUCCAAAAGACAGGAUUGUCAUGGACGUCACGCUCAAUAAAGAGCCAGGGGUUGGGCUCGGCAUUGGUGCCUGUUGUCUCACUCUGGAAAACAGUUCUCCAGGGAUAUAUAUUCACAGCCUGGCCCCAGGAUCUGUGGCUAAAAUGGAUGGCAGAUUAAGUCGGGGUGACCAGAUCCUGGAGGCAGACUCGGUGAGUCUGCGCCAUGCGGCGCUGAGUGAAGCCUACGCCAUCCUGAGCGAGUGUGGUCCAGGUCCCGUCAGCCUCAUCAUUAGUCGGCACCCAAACCCAAAGGUUUCUGAACAGGAGAUGGAUGAAGCAAUUGCACGUACGACCCACCGGGAGAGCAAGGACACCAGUUCCUCUCACGUCACAGGAACUGUACAAAAAAGCCCAUCUCCUAAUGUGAAGGCCAAACAAGGAGAGAGCUCAUCUGCCCUCAGCUGGACUAUGAAACGCUUUCUGGAGCCAGCAAGCCGGGGAUCUGUCAGCUCAGAGGCAGAGCUUUCCCAGUACUUCUCGCACGACAGCACAAGCCAGCUCCCAUUUUCUAAUGCUCUAACCAGCUCCUGCAAUGAGGAGCAGCUCCUUCAGAAGAACAGAAACAGUUUGUUGGAUGAUGGCUCUCUUCUCCCUGGCAACCUCACAGAUAGAGAAGCAGGAGUGGCAAAAGCAAAUGGUCUGGCUUCUCCAACUAGUGGGAGAUCAUCCAGCCUUCACAACAAGCACAUGGAGUCUGUCCGACCUGGCAUCCUCAGUGACAGCCCCAAAUCUACCCGCAGCCCCUUUCAUCGACAGAGAAGGGUUGUUUUCUAUGAUGGUGACGUUAGUGAUGAUGACGAAAGUUCCCACUUGCAAAGAAGCCAGAGGGCAAAGAUUCAGGAGAAUGCUAGCAUUGUCAUUACAACCUCAUCCAUAGAAAUUGAUGAUGAGAGCCAGGGCAGCGAGUCACCUAGAUACAGUGGCACAGAGACAUCUUCCCCUGUCUUCAGCAGCUCCAUGGAGUCUGCAGACAGCACGCUGGAGCAAGCUGAGUCUCCUUUCUUCCCCAUCAUAGCAUUUGAUUACUCAAGUAUGCCAGAAGUUCGUCUUGGCAGCCUGAGUUUGAAGGAGCUCCGAGAAGCACAACUGGAAUCUAAGAGAUCACCAAAACUUGAGCACAGAGCAGUCACAAGAGUGAAAAGCAUGAUGAGCACUGAGUGCCGAAGCCUUCAGAGACACAAGACGGAGGAACAUGGCUCUUACAACAAGCCUGUUGCGAGGACGCUCCCUCACAGCAAGAAGUGUGAAGUGCCCAAUGGGGCUGGGCAGGGCCAGGGUGAAAUAGUCACUCUGGUUCGCAAUGAGCACGAGUCAUUUGGCCUGGAUUUGGAGAUCCAGGCCAUGCCCUUAAAGGUUGUUGUCACAGGGCUGCGGCCAGGUGGAGCAGCAGAAAUGGGAUCAAUGGGCAAGAUGGCUGUAGGAGAUGAGAUUACUACCAUCAACAGUAUCCCAGUCAGUAAGAUGACGUAUGAGGAAAUCUGCUUGCUUAUGCAAUGUCUUCCCACAUCUGUAACCCUGGAGAUCCAGAAAGCAGCAUCAGUUGUCAGCAGAUUUACAAACCUCAUCCUGUCUCCAGGGGUAGACAGUCAAAACCAGGCCGAUGUCACUAGCAUCCUCCCAACUGAGGAAGAACCGAGCGCUGGGAAGCAAGGAGGAGCAGCAGGUUUGCAGAAGGCUGGCGGUGGCGGCUGUGCGGGAGAGAGGACAACACUGCCACCUGAUGCCGCCAGCAAAGACGUGCAAAGAGGUGCCGUGAGGAGCAGCCGCGCCGAGGAGGGCCAGGCUGCCAUCCCGGUCACCGAUAUCGAUGACUUGCUCAGCCAAAUGGGUGCUCCGGAGAGCAGGGCUUUGCGCACCCCGUCGCGAGCAGAAAACCCCCUCCGAGAUGAGUACACCACGCUGUGCUGCUGUGGGACUGACGAGGGGUGUCCUGGAUCUGAGCCACGGCCGGCCAAGGAGGAGCUGCUGGAAAAAACUGUGAAUUGUGGAGCUAAUGCACAAGGGGUUUUGGGGCUGUCUGUGUUGGACUCCAUUAACACAGGCAAGCUCUUUACUGUGAAUAAAAACUCUUUAAAUAACUAUUCUAGGAAUUUUAGCAGUUUAAAUGAGGAUGAGUUGCCUGCAGCAAACUCUCUGGAAGGUAAGAGAAGCGACCCACUUCCAAAGUCUAUGUAUGGGGCUGCAGAGGAUUCUCACUCGGACGCAGAGUCUGUCACAGAAACCUUUGAUAGUGCUAACGAGGUGCUGCUGGGGCCGUGUGCUGCUGCUGAUGCCCCUGCAGUCUGUUCUGUAAUGGAGUCAGAUGAGGAGCAAAUUGAGAUUUGCUGCAUGAGCGAUGAGCCACAACAGCCGUCACAGGAGCAGCAUCUCACAUCUGCGUCAAGCUCAUCCUCUCUGUCCCUGCUGCACCCUUGCGGCGGCAAAGUUUUGCUGACCGAGGGCUGUGCAAUGUGUGGGUCACUGGAGACAAGCAUCAACAAACUAGGCUUGGAUGAUCACAGUGGUCCCACUCCAUGUCCCUCACAAUGUUCUGAGGUGUCCUCUGCAACCUCGUGUUCUUCUUCCUCAGUUUUCCUGCCAGAAAAAGACAUCCUAAAGAAUUCAGUCAGUAUCCCUGAAGUUUACUCCUUCUGUGACAAUGGUGCCUUAAGUACAGAAAAACAGAUGGGUUUGUGGAACAGUAAUGGACAUAUGAAAUGCUGUGAAUCCAUUGAAGAGGAAGGGUUGCUGCACUGCAAAAAGGUAAGCUUUUGCUCUGGUAGAAGUACCAGUGGCUUGGCGAACAACUUGCUUGAGAAAGAAGGAUGUAAUGAUGAGCAGAGGUCCAAAUCUGAAAGCGAAGCUGUCGUUGAGGACUGUAAUCAUGCUGUUAAUCAUUGCUCAGUGAAGAAAGAAACCAACACUUUGUCCAGCUUGUCUAAAACAGACAGCAAUCAUUUGAAUGCAUCAUCAAGAGCAGUAUCACUCAGGUCUCCCUUUCCCACUAGAUCUAAAGAUCCAAAGGCAAAUACAACUCAUGACUUGCCAGGGAAAAAUGAGAAAAUUAACUCUGUGACUUCAGGAAGGACUUCAAAUGGAAAAGUCCAAAGCUCAGGCACAAAUCACUGCAAAGGAGCUGCAGUUCUGCACAGCCCAUCCUCGCAGAAAAAAUCCUGUCAGGAGUCUAAGGGAAUGGCACAAAAAAGUAUAAUGGACACUCUUUUGAAUAACCAGAAGGCCAAAGCAGGACCAAAGCUAAAAGGGUUCACCAUCAAAAGCAAAUCAAAGGCAAACUCAGAUUCUUGUGGCAUUAAUCCUACCAAAGUCAGUGGGGCUGAUCAGAAAAGGAUUUCUGUUUCUCCACAACUGUCCCCUAAACUCCCAGGGAAGAAAACACCUUUGUCCCGUAAUUCACCUACAAACCCAGAUCCUGGCAAGAGCAUUUCCGCAGCCUCAAGGGCUCUGAAGUCAGAGCUAGAAAAUAAACCUUCAAUCAUUUCUGAAGGUUUAGUUUUGCCUCUCCUGAAUGGCACUAGAACCCCAACAGUGAGUGGUGAAAUGAAGUAUAGCUAUGGGGAGCUAACAGACCUACAACAGGCAUGGGGGAAGCUGAAAGAAAAGCAAGUUUCCAUGCAGCCUGUGACAUGUCAGGGUAAGGAUGUUAAGGUGGAUGAUUUCAGAGCCAGAGACAGUCAGUCCAAAAUCACCUCAUCUCUUCAGGGGAUACAAAAAGUUGAAUAUGUGAAAGGGAGGACUGAGAACCCUGGAACAAGUCAAAACAGCACAAUCAAGAGCAUCUGUAGUGCAGAUGACCUUAGGCAAUUAGAUCUGCAAAAUGGAGGGCUAUCUACUGGUCGCUCUUCUUUGUUGAGGUCCCCCUCAGUUCAGCAGAUCCAACGCACUUUCAUUGAGGUGAAGCUUUCCUCCUCAUCAUCCUCUUCCUCCUCGUCCUCCACCUCUUCCUCACCAGCAUCGUUUCUGCAACUGCCAUUGCUAGAGAAAACGGAAGAGGUAAACACAGAAGUACCUCAUCUGACGGAGGAGGUGGACACCGUGCAGUGUUUCUCGAAAGCAGAUGCCACCAGAGACAGAAAUCCCUGUGGCUUGUCAAAACCUGUGACAAGGACUUACUCAAUGCCAGCCCAGUUAUCGGGUCAGCUGAGGGAGGAAUGCCAUGUUGCAGAGGUCCAUCCUGUGCAAGAACCCCAAGGCCACACUGCAGAGGAGAAAUGCCCCCAGAUGGUGUCGGGGAUGUCAAAGAUGGUGCAUCUCAACCCACCAAAUGGUCAGAGCGGGAAGGACGCUUCCAAAAAUGCCCAGAGGGUCCGUGGUGCUUCCCCCUCAGCUAGUAACACCAGCUGCUCUGCCACUGAGAAGCUGAGGAGCUUCAGAAGGAAUUACUACUACUAUGAGCUGACCUGGCCACAUGAGCCUACCUCAUCCUUCUCUGUCAAACAGAGAAUCAAAUCCUUUGAAAACCUGGCACAUUUUGACCGGCCCAUCACGAAGGCCAUUGAUAUUCACUCAUCCGUCAGGUCCCCCCUGGUCAGGAGGUCGUGUGGUGGGACAGGGGCAACCGGCCCUGCCGAGGCGCCGCGGGCCCUGCGGCGCAGCUUGAGCUCCUACGGCGGCAGCUCCAGCCCAGCCAGCGCCACAAGCAGGUCCCCCAGCAGCACGGAGCCCAGCAAGGGGGAAGGAAAGCCCCAGAGGAGCGAGGGGGGCAGCACUGGGGCUGCCUGUCCCCCCGCGGCCUCGCAGGCGCGCCGCAGCCGGGGCCUGGGGAGGCCGCCGCUUUCCCGCUCCAGGCUGCGGGAGCUGCGGGCCCUCAGCAUGCCCGACCUGGACAAGCUGUGUGGAGAGGGAUUCUCGGGGCCAGCGCAGCCCGCCUGCUUCAAGACGGAGCUGGAAAUCACACCCCGCAGAGCCCUCGGUGUUGCUGCGGAGGCGGGCGGGCCAGGGGGGUGCGGCAGCAGCCCUCGGGACAGCAGCUCAGGGACGCCAGGGUCUGCCUCGGAUGACGACGCGCCCCAUGGCAGCUCUCCGGAGGGGGAGCGCUCGGAAGACAGCUGGUCCAUCAGCUUGGAUCAGCUGCUUGUCUCAAGCCUGGACCAGCAAAAGCUGCAAUCCGUUUUGUCAGCAGUAGUACCAAAAUGUGAUGUUGCUGCUAUGCUCCAAGAAGUCAAAGCACAAGUAAAGAGCAAAGAAGACACAUACUUUGUAGUCUUGCACAAAGAAGAAGGAGCUGGCCUGGGAUUUAGUGUUGCUGGAGGAACAGAUCUGGAGCAGAAAUCAGUCACAGUUCACAGAGUGUUUUCAAGGGGAGUGGCAUCUCGAGAAGGGACUAUUCAUCGAGGAGAUCUUGUGCUGUCAAUCAAUGGCAGGUCUCUUGUGAGCUCAGUCCAUGGGGAUGUCCUGAAUGCUCUUCAUCACACAAGACUGUACAAAGAUGCGGUCGUUGUCAUCCAGAAGGAAAAAGACAAAGCAAACAAUUCCUCCAGACUUGAGAUAUCAGCUACUGGCAGAAAAUGUGUGGGGUCUGGAAAAGAUGUUUCCAUGGAAAUAGGAACAGAUCCAAACCUGGAUAUGAAUGAUGUCAUCUGCGUUGAAUUAUUGAAAACCUCUGCUGGUUUGGGAUUCAGUCUAGAUGGUGGAAAAGCUUCCAUUGCUGGAGACAGACCCUUACUUGUAAAAAGGAUAUUUAAAGGUGGUGCUGCGGAGCAAUCUGGAAACAUAGAAACUGGAGAUGAAAUUCUUGCUGUUAGUGGAAAAUCAUUACUUGGCCUCAUGCAUUAUGAUGCCUGGAACAUAAUUAAGUCCGUGCCAGAGGGCCCUGUUCAGUUAAUAAUCAGAAAACACAGAACUUCGUUAUGA